UGUAGGAGCCAGUGUAGAACUCUUUAGUGCUGGCAGAGGCAGGCUGGAUGUUCCUGUGGUAGGCUAUCAAGGCAUGGUGGAACUAGUGCAUAGCCUAAGAUCCCCCCAAUAAUAACAUAAUUUACCAGUGACCAGUCUCCGUUCUAUAACAGAUCGAAACUCGACAAGAUUUUGGAAUUGCGGAAUUUUACAGAAAGGUCUGUGUGAGUGUAAACACGGUCCCCAUCAUGUUGUCCCGCUGCUCUCUGGCCUUGCUGCUGUGUGUGGCCGGCCUGUCACUGCCCUCUCGGGCCCUGCCUUUCGAGCAGAGAGGCUUCUGGGACUUUGGAAUGGAUGGCGACGGGGGUGGGAUGAUGAUGAUGAUGAGGGAUGAAGAGGAGGGCUCCGCGGUUGAGCCAGGCUCUGCUGAGAUCCCCCUCGCCUGCCCUUUUGGCUGCCAUUGCCAACUGCGGGUGGUGCAGUGCUCUGACCUGAGUUUGGUGGAGGUCCCAAAGUCUAUCCCAACUGACACCAAACUUCUGGACCUCCAGAACAACCGCAUCACCGAGAUCAAGGAGAAUGACUUCAAAGGCCUUACAAACCUCUAUGCGCUGUCUUUGGUGCAUAACAAGAUCUCGAAGGUCCACCCGCGGGCGUUCGCGCCACUCCGCCACCUCCAGAAGCUCUAUAUCUCCCACAACCAGCUGCCGGCCGUGCCCAAGAACCUGCCCCCAUCCCUGGUGGAGCUCCGAAUCCAUGACAACCGCAUCAAGAAGGUGGCAGAGGGGACCUUCUCUGGCCUGGGCACCAUGAACUGCAUAGAGAUGGGUGAAAACCCUAUCCAGAACAGUGGAUUUGAGCCAGGAGCGUUCAAGGGACUGAAACUGAACUAUCUGCGCAUCUCUGAUGCCAAGCUCACUGGAAUUCCCAAAGACCUCCCUGACAGCCUUCACGAGCUUCAUCUUGACCAUAAUCAGAUCCAGGCCAUCGAACUGGAGGACCUGAGCCGUUACAAGAACCUGUUUAGAUUGGGCUUGGGCCACAACAAGAUCCGCCAGAUUGAGAAUGGCAGUCUGUCCUACUUGCCCAGGCUCAGGGAGCUGCACUUGAGCAACAAUCUCCUCACUCGGGUGCCCAAGGGCCUGCCGGACAUGAAGUACCUGCAGAUUGUCUACCUCCAUGAAAACACCAUUAGCGCUGUGGAUGUGAAUGACUUCUGCCCCCGACAUUAUGCCACCAAGAGGACCUUCUACAAUGGCAUCAGUCUCUAUGGCAACCCCGUCAACUAUUGGGAGGUCCAGCCUGCCACUUUCCGAUGUGUUUUCGACCGCCUGGCCAUACAGUUUGGCAACAACAAGAAAUAAACAUUUCAGGAUACAUCAAAAAGAGAGGUGCAGAGGUGAGGGAGAGGAGUGGGUGGUACAGAGGAGGAAGUCAAGGGUGGAAGAACACAAGGGACAGGUAGGGAGGAUGAGGAUGAGGAGAAAGUAGUGGAGUGGAAUAGGGACAGAAACAUAGAAGGUCCCCAGUGAUGGGGAGAAGAAGACAAAUAUGACCAGAGACAAAAAAAAUAAAUAAACAGAUGGAUUUUAAACAUUAAGGUUUUGUCACUCUCAAACGAGAAUGUGUCCAGGCUGUGAAUUCUUUUCAAAACAUAAUUUUACCAUUUAAGUUUCAUGAGAUCAUUUUCAGAGUUAGAAAAAGAACAAAAAUCAACUGGAUACUUAGUCAUUGUCAUAUACAAGUAGAGUUUAAUUUUUAAAAUUCUCAGCCAGUAUCGUGCAUAAUGUUUAUUUUAUUUCACAUGUUAUUGUAUUAUGGUUGCAAUUUUUAUGGUAAUUAUUGUAAUUAUUAUUAUUAUUAUUAUUAUUAUAGAUGUUUUAAUUAUAAUUAUUGUGUGGUGUAGUUCUGGCCAGGUGAGCUAGACUUAAAUGCCUGAAAAUAGAUGUCUCCUAAGGUGCUCUUUUUUGUCACUUAAUGUUGUUUGUCUUUUUUAGCGGAUGCAUUUCAAAGUAACUUUCCUUCAACAUACUGGCUUUGGGGGGUUUUCUUUAUUGGAAGCCGCCCUGGCUGCCUUUUUUUUUUUAAUUGCUUGUUCUGCCUUAUCUCAAUGCAAUGUGUCUGAACCUCUGUGUUCAAACUCAGCACCACUCCAUGCCUUCACAAGGGGACCACUGGGUUGGUCUCAAGGUUAGGAUGGCCAUGAUGGAAGGAUGGAUCAUUUUGCACAAUGUCACUCGAAACCAAACAGAAAAAAAUGUACUCAAUAAUGUACAAACAGUUGGAUUUUCAGGAAGUGUGACUUUCUUGACUUUGGGACGAUAGUGCCUUUGAUUAUGCCUUUUCUGUAAUUCUGCUAAAGUGCUGCAUGUGAGAAUAAUAAAACCCUUUUCAGCUUCACUUCAGGAGCAGAGGUGAGAUACGAUCUUGGUCUAGAAGCUGUGACAAAUAAAAUGUGUUCACAAUUAAA
Alosa sapidissima (American shad) is the source of this 2449-nucleotide messenger RNA. RefSeq names its product biglycan b (gene bgnb). The transcript is spliced from 8 exons. The coding region runs from base 228 to 1343 and encodes 371 amino acids. NCBI's taxonomy places the organism in Eukaryota, Metazoa, Chordata, Actinopteri, Clupeiformes, Clupeidae. The record is from RefSeq and is a predicted model, not a curated record. Gene Ontology annotation, molecular function: protein binding.